AGAAAGAGAGCGAGAAAGAGAGAGAAAGAGAGACGAGUGCGAGAGCGCGAGAGUCCGCGUAUCGAUUUUACGAUCCGCGCUCGUUCUGUCUGUCUGUCCGAGUCGAGUCGACGUCGUCGUCGUCGUCUGCGCCCCGAGCUGCUCGCGCGAGGAGUUCAGUGCGCGGUGCGGAGUGUGCUGGUGCGAGAGUGCGCGGCAUAUUGUGUGCUCGAUCAUUGAGUUCGCCAGCGAGAACGAGAGAAAGAGAAGGCGGUGGUGGAUGGCUGGCAGUGGAGCGUGAAUGGGAUUAGCAGCUAGCCGCCGCCGUCGAGCAGCGCCCCAGAUCUUCUACUAAGCAGCAGCAGCAGCAGCAGCAGCAGCUCGUGCGCAUCUCGCUCGCUCGCCAUGACCAAGGACAGACUUGCAGCCCUCGUCGCCGCCCAGUCGGACGAUGACGACCAGGCGGACGAGGUGUCCGUCAACAUGGGCGCCACCGAGGACUUCAUGCAGGACUUCUUCGCGGAGGUGGAGGAGAUACGAGAGAUGAUAGACAGGAUUCAAGCGAACGUGGAAGAGGUGAAGAAAAAGCACAGCGCCAUCCUGUCCGCGCCACAGACGGAUGAGAAGGUCAAGAUGGAGCUCGAGGACUUGAUGGCCGACAUCAAGAAAACUGCUAACAAAGUCAGAGCCAAGUUAAAGGUGAUAGAGCAAAACAUCGAGCAAGAGGAGCACACGAACAAAUCGUCGGCGGACCUGAGGAUACGCAAGACUCAGCACUCGACGCUAUCCCGGAAAUUCGUGGAGGUGAUGACCGAAUACAAUCGGACACAGACCGAUUACAGGGAAAGGUGCAAGGGCAGGAUACAGCGACAGCUCGAAAUCACGGGUAGAACGACGACCAACGAGGAGCUGGAGGAGAUGCUGGAGCAGGGCAACCCGGCGGUCUUCACGCAGGGGAUCAUCAUGGAAACGCAACAAGCCAAACAGACCCUCGCGGACAUCGAGGCGCGCCACGCUGACAUCAUCAAACUAGAAAACUCCAUUAGGGAGCUGCAUGACAUGUUCAUGGACAUGGCCAUGCUCGUGGAAAGCCAGGGAGAGCUGGUGGACCGCAUCGAGUACCACGUCACCCAGACCGAGGACUUCGUGAAGGACGGCAAGACGGAGCUCGUGCAAGCUGCCAUAUACCAAAGCAAGGCUCGCAAGAAAUUGAUCUUCAUCGUUGUCUGCCUUUUGGUGGUGCUCACCAUUUUAAUUGUUAUUUUGGUGGUAAACUUGCACUGAGGACGAUGUCGGAGGAGCACGAGUAUUAUCACAUCACGGACGAGCGAGCGUCGAGCAUUGUGUCGCAUCCACCCCUCCUCCCUCUGACCACUCGCGCUGUUCUCGUUCGGCCUGCUAGCCUGGCAAAGCCACUCGUGCGUUCUCGAUAGCGAUUAAUCCUCGCCGACCCACGGCGGCUUUGCGCAGACUCCUAGCACUAGUACUUACGUGACGUUAAGCUGCGAAUUCGCUCUGAUGAUGAUCUGUAACUCGCGUCGUUUAACCCACUCGAGGAUGGAGCGCAGAGCCGUCAGUCGUCGCCCACCCCCCCUUCUAAUUCUUCGAUCCCAGUGUCGCAUACCUGACGAGAGCCUUACUCUCGCGCCCCCGUCUCUCACUGAAAUCCAGCCGACGCGAGUCCACGCGUCCGACUCGAGUAAUUAAGAGGCGGGCAGGCGCGAGCCGCGAACGCUGGAGGCGAGUCAAGGAGCGCCUCUCGUCUCUCCAGUUCCUCGUUAAGCUUUCCUCUGUUUAUGUAAAUAAGACGAUAUGUUGAUUUGUAUAGAGUUGCGAAGAAGGCCGAUAUGUCCGCGAAAAACGAAAUGUAUGCUUACGCGCAUAUACAUAUGUAAAUAAAUUAACAUACACGUAUAUAUAUGCGUCUAGGCUGAGCGGAGGUUAAGUAGAAAUUGCACGUCGACGCUUUUCAAACGUAUGGUUGAUAUGCGAUUCACAUUGUGUAGCCCGAACAAGUAAAGUAAAAAACGAUAAAGAUGUCAAUCUACGUAUAUAGAUAUAGCUCGAAGAACGUGCGAGCGCUGCGCCAACCGAGCAAAGCUGUUGUAGAUAGGCGUGCUAGCGAGCGUAGGGUGUCCGUAGGGCCGUCGGGAAUCGAACAGGCGCCGAUCGAUCGCGCGUCGUCACAUUUGUACACAGACAUUGGCAGGAGAGGUUUUCUCGCGCCAGCUGCAAUGCACAGUCCUCGAAGGUUGCAAUAACAGUAAGCGCGAUCAGAGCCAAGCAGCAGCAGCAGCAGCAGCAGCAGCAGCAACAGCAGCACCAGCAGCAGCAGCAGCAGCACGGCAACCGCCGAAGACUCUGCCAGACAAGUAAGUACCCAAGCGGGAAGAAAGAGAGAGAGCAUUGGCCGCGACUCUCUUUGUGUGUCCGUGUUGUAGAUGCAGCACGGGUGUAAUGCUGUUGACUGUCGUUGUGGCUAUAGGUGCGCGCUGGCUCUCGAUUCGACUCCCGUUCGCGCUCGUGGAGGCGAGCCAGCGGGGCUCGGGCCGCCCGAUUCGUUUGCAUUGCACUCGCGCGCCGAGAUGUCUAGCGCGAUUACCUGCUGUUGGCUGCCUGCUGUCGCCGCCUGCCGCGUAGCAGGGCUGCGCUCUCGGUGCGACGUUCAUUGUACGAACUUUUUUAAUCCUCUUACCGCUAAGCUCCGGCCCUUUUGCGCUGACGAGCAGUCGUGAAUUUCGCACCGAUACGCGCGCAAUUGCCAUUCUCUCUUUCUCUCCGUCUCUCUCUCUCUCUCUCUCUUUCUCUCUCUGCCGUUCUUCCAGCAUUUCGAUCAGUUGUUUUAAUCAACGGUCUUUUAUUGUCUUGCAAAGCUGUGGAAUCCAAUUAUCUUGCAUUUUUUUUCUUCUCUUCGAGUUUCACUACAGAAGGCAUUUAUUUGUUCUAAAGCACGCGUAGAUCGUUGUCACACGCGAGCAUGCUUUUCCGUCGUUCUGGCUCCGUAGGAGCGCUCGCGCGCAUGUUCCUCGCUACGCCGUGUGCUAGCGAGACGAGAAUGAUAGCCAACACCAAGGGCCGCUUGCGCAAGCUCCUCCUCUGGAGCACACGUAGAAAGCACUUGGCCGCCAGUGACAAGUGUCGACGAUGUUUACGAGUACAUCGAGAACCGCAGCGACGCAUCGGUUCGAGUAGCAUUGUUGUAUUAGUCUUAGUCGUAUGCAACUGUACAGCAGUGAUUGAUUGUCUAUUUAUUGUACUAGCACUGCAGAAUGCACUGGCACAGCUACGUAAUUGUCCUCGAGCUAAAUCACCUUUGUAUCGCAUUGCUAUUAUUAUUUCAUCGACAUUUAGCGUGAUCGUCACUAGUUCAAGCGAAUGGCCGUGUAAAUAAAUGUUUUUAUUUAACACUCUACGCAAAGCGCAUUGAUGAUUUCAUUUUGCACCCCUUCUUGUCCACGCAACCACUGUUGGGACCUCAGUGUCGUGUUGCCGAUGCCAGAAUCACCUAGAUUCGUUUUAGAGUGGUCUGUCAGCGCUGCGACCGAAGGACCUGUGUUUAUGCGUGCGUGCGUGCGUGUGUGUGUGUGUGUGUGUGUAUGUGUGUGUGCACGUAUGCGUUUGGGCGUCACGUAGCAGUAUUGGACAGAAACGAGAACUAAAUAUUGCAGUGGUAUUAGCUGGAGCAGUGGUGUACGGAAGAAAAACGAGGGAAAAAGCAAAGAUCACGAUAGACAGAGCAAGAGAACAUUGUAUAUUCAUAUAUGUUACCCAUGAAUACCAUCCCAUAUAUAUAUAAACGAGUCCAAAUAAAUGUGUAUGUAAAUGAUGUGCAGACGUAUUUGUGUGUCGGUGUAGCGCAAGCCUAGAGUAGACGGAACGACGGAAACUAAUGCAAGUUGUUUUUCUGU
Messenger RNA from Phymastichus coffea, 3887 nucleotides. RefSeq names its product syntaxin-1A. Gene Ontology annotation, cellular component: plasma membrane; synaptic vesicle; presynaptic active zone membrane. Gene Ontology annotation, biological process: synaptic vesicle fusion to presynaptic active zone membrane; intracellular protein transport; exocytosis. The coding region runs from base 385 to 1263 and encodes 292 amino acids. Gene Ontology annotation, molecular function: SNAP receptor activity; SNARE binding. NCBI's taxonomy places the organism in Eukaryota, Metazoa, Arthropoda, Insecta, Hymenoptera, Eulophidae. The record is from RefSeq and is a predicted model, not a curated record. The transcript has 9 exons.